This is a messenger RNA of Rana temporaria (common frog), 828 nucleotides long. RefSeq names its product shisa like 2A (gene SHISAL2A). NCBI's taxonomy places the organism in Eukaryota, Metazoa, Chordata, Amphibia, Anura, Ranidae. The record is from RefSeq and is a predicted model, not a curated record. The transcript has 4 exons. The coding region runs from base 97 to 687 and encodes 196 amino acids.
UCCUGAUGAGAGCAGAGUGAUGCUGAAGAUGCUGCUGUGAGGGUCUCAUGUCUCGGCUCUCCUGUAGACUCUACAAUUCCUCUUAUACACCAUGGGAUGGUGGUGACGGGAUCCCCACAGCCACACACUGGCAGUUCCAGGGUCUUUCAGGGUUGUUUGCUGGGUGAAGUAUCCAGGACUAUGAGCGCUGAGUGCUCCAGCUACACCACUGUGGAGAAGGUGUUAGUGGGGGCUUUUAGCUGUCCCAUAGUGGACAGUGACCUGGGGGCUAUAUACUGCUGUGGAUUUAAGGACUUCAAAUACUGCUGUGAUGACCCCAACAGUUUUUUCCCAUAUGAGCACAGUUACAUGUGGUGGUUGAGCGUGGGAGCACUGGUGGGCUUAUCCAUAGCUGCUGUGGUCCUGUUGGCAUUUAUCAUCACCGUUUGUGUCCUCUGCUAUCUGUUCAUCAGCAACAAGCCGCACAACAAGCUGGACACGGGGCUGAGACUACAAUCAGCAGGUACAGAACAAAACUCAUUGGAAGGUCCCAGCAGAUCCACCCAGUCAACGGCCCCUGAGGGAUUCAAGCGCCAUUUUCUGAGCCAUAAACUGGACUGUGAUAACCAGCCCCAGGACCCAGACAGAUUGUUUCAGAGAUGUUUCCUUGCCACUGUGACAACAAUUAAUGUCCAAGGACCCUCCUGAGCUCUUUGAUCACUCAUGUCAUUGUGUUAGGAUCCAGCAUUUUCAAACAACCGCUUUGGCUUUGAUCUCCUGCAUCUAGUGCUCUGUACAGAAAUGCUCCACAUUCCAUCAAUAAACACUUAUAUCGGCUCUUUUACAUUG